Molecule: messenger RNA, 2229 nt
Organism: Durusdinium trenchii
Lineage: Eukaryota; Dinophyceae; Suessiales; Symbiodiniaceae
Source: the annotation of a GenBank genome assembly
AUGGAUGUGCAAGACUUCGUGAUCUAUGCCCAGACUUCCCAGGAGAAGGUUCUUGGAGUGAGGGAGUUCCACUUGGGUGGAGCGUUGAGGGAUGGCAACCAGGAUUUGCUCGGCCAAAAGGUGCCCUCUCAGUGGGGUGACGUGCAUUUGUUCGAUUUGUGCCUGACUUUUGGCCACGUUGACACAGCAUGGGCUAUGGCUGAAAGAGGAGUGAAAGGUUGCAGGUUGGAAGUGCAUCACCUUAAGAAGAAGUUCCACUCCCAGAACAGGGGUGGCUCGAGGCGGUACUCCUACUGCUGGUGCAGCGGUUGGCAGACCUGUCAAGGGUGCUGCUUUGGCUUCCCGGUCGAUCAGGGCAUUUGGAUGAAGGACUGGAAUGCAAGCCUCACGGAUGCUGCAGAAGCUGCCAGCCGGAUGGCCCAACAGCCCUUAGUUCACAUGGUCCUAGAGGCGCUUUGCCACGAUGCUCUGCCGCAAGCUCUGGCCAUCUCUGAGGAGGCCAUGGCACACUUGCUCGAUAUCGCCAUCCUCAUCGGCGACAAAGAGGCGGCCAUGAGCUGCGCGGAGCGAUCCCGUCUCCGGCCUUUGCGGCGGUGGAGCUGCGAUGAGAUUUUCGAUGUUCACUGGCGAGACUUGAAUUACCGUUUGACUGCAGAAUAUGUGAUUGAGUUGGGUCACGGAGCCUUGAAACUUCGAGAUUGCGGCAUUCUCCUUGCAGCCCUUGCGGCCGGUGUGGAGCUGCAGGGCCUCGAGCAACGGAAUUCCACUUUUUGGCAAGAUGGAAUCAGACUUCCAAGCUUUUUUGUUCCUGAGAUUCCUGUCCGGCUUGCAAUGGCUUUGUCCGGAUCUCCUUUGGCCGAUUUUGCAGACCUAUCGCAACCACCUGAAACUCCCUGGGUACCACCAAAGCCGAAUGCAUUGGGAGAACUCUUCUUUAAAGGAGGCAGCAACAGGGGGAUUCCUUAUUUGUGCAAGGACCUGCUUGAAAGUGCUCAGAGAGCCGGAAUCUCCUUAGCUGCUUUGGAGGUGCUUGACACGAGUCAGUGGCAUUUGCUGGAAGCGACUGAGUGGAAUUUGCUUCCCUCGAUCUCGCUCUUGGACUGCGCUAUUCUCUUUGGGCAAUCUGAUUGUGCGGCUUUCCUUGCUACUGUGGGCGCUGAGCUGUCGGACUGCGACGGCCUCCACUUUUGUGCGGAGAGUAGUGUGCUGAAUGCGGAGCCAGCGCGCCGGCCUGCCGCGAUGGCAGCAGCCCACACGGCAUUGUCGAUGGUGUGGAAAUCGGAAAUGGCCGGCAAAGGUAUUGCAGUCUACCAAGCCAUGAACAAGCUUUCAAAUGGGAGACCCUUCCCCCCGUUUCUUGUGGAUGAGGUGGUGGCUCUUUCUAUGGAUGUGCCGAAGAUCAUUGAGCAACUGGAUUGGUGGGCGGAAGCACAUGCUUGGUGCAAAUGCUUGGCCGAAGCAAAGCGUGCUUCGCUUUCGCUGCUUGCUUCAACACUCCAAGUUCAGAUGAAUUCUCAGAAAGCUGGCAGCUCAGAAGGUGGACUCCAAGCUUUGCCGCAAGGGCAUUCAAACAGCGAGGAGGUUGGUGCAGAGGAUUUGCAAGAGCCUCGCGCAACUUCGCCAAGCCAACAAGAUCAGCACGAUGCACAAGAAGCUGAUGAGGCCGUGACGGUGGAUCAAAAAGCCACGGAUGAACUCAUGCGUGCCAUGCGCGAGAGUCUGCACGACGUUCCACCAGUGAAUAACAUUGAUGGCGUCCGAUUGUUCAGGUUGACAAGCUCCCCCAAUGCAAAGCGCAUCAUCGACCUUUUGUUUAAUCCUCAGGGGCCUUUGCAAGCGCUGCACAAUCGCGUCCAGGAAGCUGGAUGCAGCGUUGACCCAGACGGAAAUCCAGUGAAGAUUGUUUUCGUGCCAUGUGCUCAAGAGCAGCUUCUGGAACUUGAGCAGAUUGCCACUGAUCAUGGCUUUGAGCUGCGGCGGGACGCACACAUCCUGGCGUUGGAGCGGGACGCCGAGCUCAUGGAGAUGGCGCUGCGGAGUCUACCACGGAAGGAUCGUCCGAAGCUGAAGAAAGUUAGUCCACAACGGGAGGACGUGGGUGCUCAGCAGGUUUCGGAGGCGCUUGUGGGGGAAGACGAGGAUGAACCUGAAGACCCUAUGAUCGUGACAGAGACUGGCUUUGCCCUGCGGACGGACUCGGAUGUGGGAAUGCCGUCGUAUGAGGGCUGA